Molecule: messenger RNA, 4642 nt
Organism: Diabrotica virgifera virgifera (western corn rootworm)
Lineage: Eukaryota; Metazoa; Arthropoda; Insecta; Coleoptera; Chrysomelidae
Exons: 5
Coding region: 1722-3194 (490 amino acids)
Molecular function (GO): zinc ion binding
Source: RefSeq, a predicted model, not a curated record
UGUGAGGUUAAUGAGGUUAUGACUGUGUGUUGGGGUGUUUGGCGGUUUUAUCUGUUUUUAACUUUAGAACUAAACAAAUUUCUUUGUUUGGCGGUCGUUUUCCAAAUAACACCAAAUAUUAUAUCAAUUUUACAUUUUUUCAUUUCCAUUUGUUUUUAAUUUGUUUAAUUAUUGUUUAAAAAACUGUUCGUUAGAACACCAUAAUAUUUAAUUACCCAAAACUUUGUUUUAGCAAGAAAUUAUGAAUUCAUGUACUCCAUCAAUUUCAACAAACCCUGAAGAAGCUCUCUGCCAUAUUUGCAGCAAAAUAUUUAAAACUCGGUCUUCACUAAAUCGUCAUAUCAAAAAAAUACAUAAAAUAGAUGAGCCGACUAACAAUAUGAAUCAAAAUCACAUUAUUUGUCCCUUAUGUGAGCAAGAUACUAAUUUUAAUAGUCAUGAGAAGUUACGAAAACAUCUCCAGGACCUUCACCAAGUGAGUAUUGAACUUAUAACAUUUGAAUUUUCUAGCAAACAAGAAUAUGAGACAUGGAAAGAUAUGCAGAAAAUUGAGACAAGUUAUGUAUCUCAUAGAACAAUUCAUAGAAAGGAACAUAAGAUAAUGUACUAUGAUUGUAACAGAAGUGACCUACAAGGAUAUAAACCCAACUAUAAAAUUAGGACAGAGAAAGCUGGUGGAUCAAUUAAAAUUAAAGGAGUGUGCCCUUCCAGGCUUAUUUGCAAACUGAGAGACCAAGGACAAGUUUCCAUCAGUUAUUGGAAAACACAUGCUGGACAUAAAGAAGAAUUAAGAACCAUGCAUCUGUCAAAAGCAGAAGAAAAAAUGGUUGUAGAAAAAUUGAUAGCUGGGGUGCCACCCAGUAGAAUUUUAAAAGAUUCAAGAAAGUUGGAAACACCACAACUAGAUAGACUUGCUGUAAUAACAACUCAAGAUCUCACAAAUUUGUCCACAAAGUAUAAUAUACACAAGAAAAGAGGGACAACAUCAAGUUUAGGGCAACCAAACAUAACCAAUUUGUAGUUGACAUUUGAGGUAAUCUAAAAACACUGACAGUGUUGCCAUGUUACAAAAUAUUUCUUACUGUAACAUCUAAAAUUCAAAAUUGAAUAAGAACACAAUAUAUAAUUUAAAAAUGAAAAACAAAUGUUAGAUAUAAAUCAGAAAAGAUAUUAAGGCCCGGUACUUUAUGUCUCCGUUAACAGCCGGUUAGUUAACCGAGGUUUAAUCGGGACAGAAAUAUAUGCGUAACAUAGACAUAAACGCAAUUACACUUAUUAUUAUAUUCAUAAAUAAUUAUAAUAAUAAUUAUAAUUGCUUUUAUUACAACGCAAGAGGCCCUAUGAGGUACUUUUCUGUCCCGAUUAAACCCCGGUUAGCUAACUGAGGUUUAACCGGGACAUAAAGUACAGGCCCUAAAAGCAUUAAAAUUAUAUAAAAAUCAAUAGUGGCAAUAGUUAAUAGAAACACUAAACAAUGUGAAGAUUUCUAAACUGUAACGCUGUAACUAAUAAAACUAAAAUACUGAAUGGUAAUAAAAAGAAACUAACUUAAACUGUAGACCGUAAACUCUAACUAAUAAAAUAUCUAAAAUACUAAUUUUUUUUAUAAUAUUUUAAACAUCUAAAUUAUAAACAGAUAUGGCAACACUGUUCACAAAAUUCAUGCUGUUGUAUGGCCGUUGCCCUAAACUUGAUGUUGUCCGAAAAGAGAUCAAAAUGAUAUGGUAGCAGCAGCCUUAAAGGUUCAGGAAUGGAAUGCCAACAACAAGAAUUAUGCUUUCUUAUUCAAGAGAGAAGGAGAAGAGCAUGAUGUAUUGAGAAAAGAAGAUUUUGCAGUAGGAUUUAUGAAUGCGGUGAUGGAAGAGAAACUACGACAAUUCCCGAACAUAAUUUGUAUAGAUGGGACACAUGGGACAAAUCAGAAAGGACUGGAUUUGACGAUUAUGCUGGUGAAAGACGAAAGAAAUGCUGGAUUUCCUGUUGCGUUCCUGCUAUCAAACAGACUGGACCAGCAAAUUCAAGAAGUUUUUUUAGAUGCCCUCAAGAAUAAGAUGCAGACAGAAGUUAAUGCGGAAUAUUUCAUGAGUGAUGAUGAUCCUAAAUAUUAUAAUGCAUGGGAGAAGAUAAUGAGACAACAACCAAGGAGACUAUUAUGUACGUGGCAUGUGGUGAAGAACUGGAACAUUAGAGGAAAGAAAAAAUUACAGGAUCCAACUUUGAAGGCGCAAAUGAAAAAUGAACUCAGGCAGAUUAUGCGAGAACCAGAUGAAGAUAAAUUUAAAGAACUAUGCGACAAAUAUGUAUCCAAACUAGAAGAGGCAAAUGAGAUCAAAUUUGUCGCUUAUCUGAAAAAGCGUUACUUGGCUGAAGACAGAAUACAAAUGUGGCCCUAUUGUUACAGAAAAAAUUCUGGGAUUAAUACCAACAUGGCAAUUGAAUCACUCAACAAUCUACUAAAGACGAAUUACCUAAAGAGAAAUGCAGCAGUGAGGAUUGAAAAGCUAUUGGAUACAAUGGAUGAGCUAGUUGAAGCCAAAAUGUGGACGAGGAUAGUGGAUAUAAUACGACCAAGCGCAAAUAAUUAUCAAGACAGGCUUUCAAUAACAGCACACAAACGGGCAGCAUCGAUGAAAGACAAACUAGAAGAACUGGUUAAGGAGACUGCAUAUGGCUAUUAUGAGGUAAAAUCCUUUAAAGGUAUGAAUAUAUUAUGUUAUGUAAAUUUUAGACAAGUGUGUGAGAGUGAGUGUAAGACAUUGUUUUGUAGAGUGUGUAAGAUUUGUAUUCACCGUUAUUGGUGUAGUUGUGAUGACUAUGUGGUGAGGAAUACCUUGUGUCAGCAUGUGCACUUGGUAAGAAUGUAUGAGGAGCGUUUGGGCACUAACUCUGUUGUAGAUGAUGCUGCAAGGUGUUUAGAAGAAAUGUCAACUAUCAAAUCAAGGCAUGAGGAGGAAAUUAAUGAAUUUGUCAGAGGGAAGCUAGAACAGACAAAUGUGACCCAGGAAAAAACCAAACGCAGUCUUCAACAGGAAUACCUCAUUAAUGUGUUGAACGGAUUAGAUGACCAAGGUUUUGCCGAAUAUAUGAGAAAAACUCAAGGAAUUCUGGAAGAAGUUAAUAAUAAGGGAAAGAACAUUACGAAGAAGCGAAAAAUGGAGACUCAAGAGUAUUUUCCUUCAAAAAAAAAGAACUGAUUAAACAUUUUUUAUUAACAAUUUUUGUAGCUCACAUGCAUUUUUGCGUUGUACCUGUAUUUAAUUUUUAUUAUAGUUUUAUAGACUUAUUUACAAGAACAUUACUUAAUUUAACAUUAUAAAUUUUACUUAAUUAGUAAUAAAUAUAGUGAAAUUUCUUAUGAGAUUAUAUAAAUACAGUAUGUCCACAGAUGGGGUGCCCAAGAGGAAAAACAUUUUUAUUUUCAAUUUUAGCGAAAAAUGUCAUUCUUUUUUAAAAGUUUUGCUUGUUCUAAAAUUCCAUAAAACGAAAUAAAUUUCAAGUUUUUCAAAACCUGCUUAAUUUUUUUGUAAAUCCCUAUAAAUUUUUGCACUAAGUUCGAAAUCUUAACAAUAAUCUAGUGUUGCUAAGCUACAAUGUAGCUGAAUAACUGUCAACUCCGAUAAAUAAUUUGCGAAUUGUCAUUCUUUUUCGAUGAGAUAACGUUAACCAUCCAACAAAGAAUUUAUAGAUAUUGUAAUGUGUUAUGGAAUUGGAGCUGUUUCGUACCGACAUGCGAUUGAAAUUUUCAAUGAAAAAUAUCGAGAUGUACUCGUUACACGGAAUGGAUUGAAGAAAGUGAUAAAGAAAUUCAAUGAGACGGGAUCUGUUGGAAACAGAAAAAGAUCGAAAACAACAUAUAAUGAGGAUGAUGACACAGCUACUGCCCUAGCUAUGUAGUCAGUAAGGGAAAAUCCAAAGUUAAGUAUACGAAAAGAGUCACAAAGAGUAAAAAAAGUCACAGAAAAUAUUCGAGCAAAACAACAUUAAUUCCUUUAAACCAAAAUUUAUUCACACCUUACAAUAUUGUGAUUAUGACAUGAGGCUUGACUUUUGUGCAAUCAUUGGUGAAAAACUUAUACCACUACCCGCUUCUUUCACUACAAUAUUCUAUUUUGCACGUUAUAUUGAAGUCUUUGUUGAACGCUUAACAUUGUCGAAAAAAAUGACAAUUCACAAAUUAUUUACCGAAGUUGACAGUUACUAAGCUACAUUGUAGCUUAGCAACACUAGAUUAUUGUUACGAUUUCGAACUUAGUGCCAAAAUUUAUAGGGAUUUAUAUAAAAUUGGCUACAAACUUAAGCAGGUUUUGAAAAACUUGUAAUUUUAUUUCGUUUUAUGGGGUUUUAGAACAAGCAAAACUUUUUAUCAAGAAUGACAUUUUUUGCUAAAAUUGAAAAUAAAAGUUUUUUAUCUUGGGUACCCCAUCCGUGGCACACUGUAUGUAUGUUACUUAGGUUAGAUCUGAAUUUUAAAUUGUAUUGAUGUUAAGUAAUGAUGUAAUUUGAUGACUUUUAUAUGAGUUGUAUUUUUAAAUCUGGAUGUACUGGGCCCUAUAGGCGAGGUUUAGAGGGGUUUGACUUUCGCCAUUGCACCAAUAAGGGCGCCCCCUCCUUCCAGAUUUUUAAUAAAGAAAUUUUAAACAGC